Messenger RNA from Saprolegnia parasitica CBS 223.65, 966 nucleotides. RefSeq lists its product as hypothetical. The record is from RefSeq and is a predicted model, not a curated record. The transcript has 2 exons. The coding region runs from base 1 to 966 and encodes 321 amino acids. NCBI's taxonomy places the organism in Eukaryota, Oomycota, Saprolegniomycetes, Saprolegniales, Saprolegniaceae.
AUGAGCAACAGCACUCAACCCGUCUCCGCGCCGAGCGCCGUCCUGCAGCCUGGCAUCGUCGAAGCCAUCUCGCAAUACAUUCCAAGGUCGUCGGACGUACUGAACUUCCUCGACGCAGUCCCUCCGGCCCUCAUGACACCAACAACCGUCGCGACCGCCGCCUUUUGGCGCAACCCGCCAGUGGGCAUGACCCUCGCGUGGCCCGUACUGAGGUGCGGCAACGGCGCAUCGACCAACCCGCUUGCCGUGCUCCAGGGGCUCCGAGCGCUUCUGGAGCGCGGGCUGCGCGUCGAGCUCCACCACCGCGCGACGCGACGCCACCACCUUGCGCUCUUCCACGCGCUGUACGCACGCAACGUUACCCUCGUGACGCUUCAGCUCGCGCGCGACCGUGAAUUCGAGCUCGGCGAUCGCGAGACGCUCGUGGACCUCGUGCUCUCGCUAUCAGCGCUCAUGUCCCUUGUCGUCCAUGUGCCCAACGCCGACGGGACGUCGACAAUGAUGCUGCACGAGUUGCACCGCCUUGUCGCCAGCACCCGUGCCGCCUCGUUAACGCUCACGAUCGAGCCCAACGCCAUUGCGCCGCUGCCGUUCGCGCCGGCGCUCGCAACGUGGCUGCGCCAGGAGAAGAACAAUGACCCCGGUUGCUAUCAUCGCCUCGCGCUGGAUGCACCGCUCUUGCACGCGCGAUCGACCGCCCACGAGGUAAGCGCCGUCCACGAGCUGCUCGACGCGCUGGGCGCUUCGUCGCUGCAAGAGCUCGACGUGCACCAGCGGUGUGGCCUCGGCACGCUGCCGCACCUUGUGCUUCCGAGAAGUCUGCGCCGCCUCCGAUGGCACGUCGCUACCAACGACGCCGCCGCGCUCAAUGCCUUCGCACGCGCCCUUGAAGACCUUGAGUUUCUUGAAUCCCUCGACACCAACGGCCUCGACGCUCUCCAGGAAGACCCGCGCCUGCAGCGCUAA